Messenger RNA from Aureobasidium pullulans EXF-150, 451 nucleotides. RefSeq names its product mitochondrial import translocase, subunit Tom22. The record is from RefSeq and is a predicted model, not a curated record. Bases 1 to 423 code for a protein of 140 amino acids. Gene Ontology annotation, biological process: intracellular protein transport. Lineage: Eukaryota; Fungi; Ascomycota; Dothideomycetes; Dothideales; Saccotheciaceae. The transcript is spliced from 3 exons. Gene Ontology annotation, cellular component: mitochondrial outer membrane.
AUGGUCAAGCUUGAAGAAGUUCUCGACGAGGAGUUUAACAGAGAACAGUCUGGCCCCCAGGUCGAGGACGAAUGGGACACCAGCGAUGAGUCCGAAGCUUCAGAGGAUGAGGAGGAAUACAUGCCCGACGAAACCUUUGCCGACAGACUCGCCGCACUCAAGGACAUUGUCCCUCCCACAUACCGCAAGCACCUCUCCAACACCGUUUCCACAACCUCAUCCUGGUUGUCGACCACUUUGAACUACGGCGGAAAGACUCUUUGGGUUGUGAGCACCAGUGUUUUGCUUCUCGGUGUACCAUGGGCAUUGGCCUUUGCAGAGGAGCAACAGAUGGCCGAGAUGGAGAGAGAGAUGAAGAUGCAGCAGAGUGCCAACGAGCUCCUCACUCAACAGCAACAGUCGCAGGCCAAGCCCGCUCUGUAAAAAGAUUACAUUGUCUGACCUCUUUUUG